Messenger RNA from Symphalangus syndactylus (siamang), 7024 nucleotides. It is a transcript of the gene WDR35, whose product is annotated as WD repeat domain 35. The record is from RefSeq and is a predicted model, not a curated record. Gene Ontology annotation, biological process: protein localization to cilium; non-motile cilium assembly; intraciliary retrograde transport. Gene Ontology annotation, cellular component: intraciliary transport particle A; non-motile cilium. Gene Ontology annotation, molecular function: protein binding. Lineage: Eukaryota; Metazoa; Chordata; Mammalia; Primates; Hylobatidae.
CGGCGCCCCGGAUGCGACCGGGCAACAGCGGUUGCCACGGCGACGGGAGCUUUCCGGCUGCUGGUACUCCCGAUUGGAGACGUAGAACCGUUAACUGUCGAGGGCCUUAGCGGCCGCUGUGACCCUCUCGGGGAUCCCACGAUGUUCUUCUACCUAGCCAAGAAAAUUUCCAUUCCCAAUAACGUGAAGCUGAAGUGUGUAUCGUGGAACAAGGAACAAGGGUUCAUAGCAUGCGGUGGUGAAGAUGGAUUACUGAAAAUUUUGAAAUUAGAGACGCAGACAGAUGAUGCAAAAUUGAGGGGCCUUGCAGCCCCCAGUAACCUUUCUAUGAAUCAGACUCUUGAAGGUCAUAGUGGUUCUGUUCAAGUUGUAACAUGGAAUGAGCAGUAUCAGAAGUUGACUACCAGUGAUGAAAACGGGCUUAUCAUUGUGUGGAUGUUAUAUAAAGGCUCUUGGAUUGAGGAGAUGAUCAACAAUCGAAAUAAAUCAGUUGUUCGCAGUAUGAGCUGGAAUGCUGACGGACAGAAGAUCUGCAUUGUAUAUGAAGAUGGGGCUGUGAUAGUUGGUUCAGUGGAUGGCAGUCGUAUUUGGGGAAAAGACCUGAAGGGUAUACAGCUAUCCCAUGUAACAUGGUCUGCGGACAGUAAAGUCUUACUUUUUGGAAUGGCAAAUGGAGAAAUACACAUUUAUGAUAAUCAAGGAAAUUUUAUGAUAAAAAUGAAACUGAGUUGUUUGGUGAAUGUCACUGGAGCUAUCAGCAUUGCUGGGAUUCAUUGGUACCAUGGCACAAAAGGCUACGUGGAGCCUGAUUGUCCUUGCCUUGCUGUUUGCUUUGACAAUGGAAGAUGCCAAGUAAUGAGACACGAGAAUGACCAAAAUCCCGUUUUGAUUGACACUGGCAUGUACGUAGUAGGCAUCCAGUGGAACCACAUGGGCAGCGUGUUAGCUGUGGCGGGCUUCCAGAAGGCAGCCACGCAGGACAAAGAUGUGAACAUUGUGCAGUUUUACACUCCGUUUGGUGAGCAUCUGGGUACUUUGAAAGUUCCUGGAAAGGAAAUAUCUGCACUAUCUUGGGAAGGAGGUGGACUGAAACUUGCACUAGCUGUUGAUUCCUUUAUAUAUUUUGCAAAUAUUCGACCUAAUUAUAAGUGGGGCUACUGCUCAAAUACUGUAGUUUAUGCAUAUACCAGACCUGAUCGUCCAGAGUACUGUGUUGUCUUCUGGGAUACGAAAAACAAUGAAAAAUAUAUUAAAUAUGUGAAGGGUCUCUUUUCUAUUACUACCUGUGGAGAUUUCUGCAUUUUGGCUACAAAAGCUGAUGAAAAUCAUCCUCAGGAGGAGAAUGAGAUGGAGACAUUUGGUGCAACGUUUGUACUAGUUCUUUGUAAUUCUAUUGGUACACCCUUGGAUCCCAAAUACAUUGAUAUUGUACCACUGUUUGUUGCAAUGACCAAAACCCAUGUGAUAGCAGCCUCGAAAGAAGCAUUUUAUACCUGGCAAUAUCGUGUGGCAAAGAAGCUCACAGCAUUGGAAAUUAAUCAGAUCACACGGUCUCAAAAAGAAGGGAGAGAAAGAAUUUAUCAUGUUGAUGAUACCCCUUCUGGAUCAAUGGAUGGUGUGCUUGAUUAUAGUAAAACCAUUCAAGGCACAAGGGAUCCAAUUUGUGCCAUAACUGCAUCAGAUAAGAUAUUGAUUGUGGGUCGUGAAUCUGGCACCAUUCAGAGAUACAGUCUACCUAAUGUUGGUUUGAUUCAAAAAUAUUCCCUUAAUUGUCGAGCCUACCAGUUAUCCUUGAAUUGCAACUGUAGCCGUCUUGCUAUCAUAGACAUCUCAGGAGUUCUGACUUUCUUUGACUUGGAUGCUCGAGUAAUGGACAGUACAGGACAGCAAGUAGUUGGAGAGUUGUUAAAAUUGGAACGAAGAGAUGUCUGGGAUAUGAAGUGGGCCAAAGAUAAUCCUGAUUUGUUUGCAAUGAUGGAGAAGACAAGAAUGUAUGUUUUCAGAAAUUUGGAUCCUGAGGAACCCAUUCAGACCUCGGGAUAUAUUUGUAAUUUUGAGGAUUUAGAAAUUAAAUCUGUUCUUUUGGAUGAGAUAUUAAAGGAUCCAGAACAUCCAAACAAGGAUUACCUAAUGAACUUUGAGAUUCGGUCUCUGCGAGAUAGCCGAGCACUGAUUGAGAAGGUUGGAAUUAAAGAUGCAUCUCAGUUCAUAGAGGACAAUCCACACCCCCGACUUUGGCGCUUACUGGCUGAAGCAGCUCUUCAGAAACUGGAUCUAUACACUGCAGAGCAAGCAUUUGUGCGCUGCAAAGAUUACCAAGGCAUUAAGUUUGUGAAGCGCUUGGGCAAACUACAGAGUGAGUCAAUGAAACAGGCUGAAGUUGUUGGCUACUUCGGCAGGUUUGAAGAGGCUGAAAGAAUGUAUCUUGAGAUGGACAGAAGGGAUCUUGCUAUUGGCCUCCGGCUGAAAUUGGGGGAUUGGUUUAGAGUACUCCAGCUCCUGAAAACUGGAUCUGGUGAUGCAGAUGACAGUCUCCUGGAACAAGCCAACAAUGCCAUUGGAGACUACUUUGCUGAUCGACAGAAGUGGUUGGAUGCUGUACAAUAUUAUGUACAAGGACGGAACCAGGAACGCUUAGCUGAAUGUUACUAUAUGUUAGAGGAUUACGAGGGGUUAGAGAACCUUGCCAUUUCACUUCCAGAAAACCACAAGUUACUUCCAGAAAUAGCACAAAUGUUUGUCAGAGUUGGAAUGUGUGAACAAGCAGUGACUGCAUUUUUGAAAUGUAGUCAACCAAAGGCAGCAGUAGAUACCUGCGUACAUCUCAACCAAUGGAACAAAGCUGUUGAAUUGGCUAAAAAUCAUAGUAUGAAAGAAAUUGGAUCUCUGUUAGCUAGGUAUGCAUCUCAUUUACUGGAAAAGAAUAAAACUCUUGAUGCCAUAGAACUGUAUCGGAACGCCAAUUACUUUUUUGAUGCUGCUAAACUGAUGUUUAAGGUUGCAGAUGAAGAGGCAAAGAGAGGAAGUAAACCUUUACGUGUCAAGAAGCUCUAUGUAAUGUCAGCCUUACUUAUAGAGCAAUACCACGAACAGAUGAAGAAUGCCCAGCGAGGAAAAGUUAAAGGAAAAAGUUCAGAGGCCACUUCUGCCUUGGCUGGUUUGCUGGAAGAAGAAGUUCUGUCUACAACGGAUCGUUUCACAGAUAAUGCAUGGAGAGGGGCAGAGGCUUACCACUUCUUUAUACUUGCACAGAGGCAGCUCUAUGAUGGAUAUGUGGACACUGCACUGAAGACAGCUCUUCACCUGAAAGACUAUGAAGACAUCAUCUCUCCUGUGGAGAUCUACUCUCUGCUAGCACUCUGCGCAUGUGCCAGCAGAGCCUUCGGGACUUGUUCAAAAGCUUUCAUUAAACUUGAAUCUUUAGAGACCCUCAGUUCAGAACAGAAACAGCAGUAUGAAGACCUUGCUUUAGAAAUCUUCACCAAACAUACUCCAAAAGAUAACAGAAUACCUGAAUUGGACAGCCUUAUGGAAGGUGGAGAAGGGAAACUGCCAACAUGCGUUGCCACAGGAAGCCCAAUCACUGAGUAUCCAUUCUGGAUGUGCAGUGUAUGCAAGCACGGUGUCCUUGCUCAGGAAAUAAGCCACUACACCUUCUGCCCCCUAUGCCAUAGUCCAGUGGGAUAAAGGAAUGAUAAACUGUAUAUAACUGUAAAAUAUAUGUGGCAUAUAUACAUGGCUAUAUGCUGUAUAUGUAAUAAGGUUUAUUUCUGUGAGUUUUGUAUGAAAAUCAGCCUCAUUUAUAGUUGAAUUUUUGCACAAAAUAUAUGUUAAUAAAAUAAUUUUUAUGGCAAUACAACUGUGAAAUAAUAAGGCUGAUUUUCAUAUAAAUGUAUGAAAAUCAACCAUAUUUUCUCUCUCCCUCUCUCUUUUGUCUAUCUUGUAUUUGGUUACAUGAUACCAUAGAAAUAUUCCAAAUAAAUAUUUUUCUCACAGUGUCAAGGUAACUGAAUUCAUUAAAAAGUCUUGAAGGGAGUAGGGAGUGGGGGAAGCAUGGGAGUGGGGCAAAGUUGAAUUUAGAGAAUUUUUAUAACCCAUGUUACAAGGAAGUUAAACAAUUGUAAUAAUGAAAUGAGCUUUCUCUGUAGCCGUAUUUAAUUAAAUAAGUGUCGAAUGUCUUCUUUAUUAUAUUUUCAGAAGUGAAGCGAUGGCAUUUUAAGACAUUUUUUACAAUCUGAAUUGUUUCUAAUAGCCCUAUUCUUCUAUUUUAAAACCUGUCCUUUUAGUCUGAUUCAAGAGAUGGCAUUUGGAAUUUACACUUUCAUAUGAUUGUGCAGCAAACUUGGCUCUAUUUAUAAUGAAAAUAACUUGGGAAACAAAAAUAUCCAUUUUGUAGUUAUAGCUUCUGUUGAAACAUUGUCACUAAGCUGGACCCUUAAUUUACACAAGUAUUGUUGAGGGAGUGAUUCUUUCUUGAUAUGCAUCUGUUUUCACUUAUUAUUAAUUUGAAAGAUAAACAGUUGUGAUCCGUAAUGGAUCAUUUCUUAUGUCUUUUAUAUAGCUAAUAAUGUUCUCUGUUUAUUUCUCAUGAAUUCCCAUUUUGUGGCUAAAGACCAGACCUUUGCACUAUUUCAUCAAGAUUAUUUUAUUGAGGUUUGGCUUACGUAUAGUAGAGGCAAUACAUAGAGAUACGCAACUUUGUUAUUGCAGCUACAAUACACUUUCUCAAUCUCAUAUGUUUUUGUCUUGUAGAGACAGAGACAAGUUCAGCAUGUUGCAGAUUGGGAAUAGUGAGCUAUGAGAAGAGAUUUAUAGCGUAGAUGAGCUUCGGAUAGAUAGUGGGCUCAUUGGCCUAAAUAAAAAGAGAAGACCAGAAGUCUUUGAGGUCUCUGUCUCUAUUCGUGCGCCUCGUGGAAAAUUACUUCGGUACAAUGGUAGCCUCUAAAUACACUAUCUCGCAAGCUAUUCCAGAGGUCAUGGAACAGAAAGCCUUACAAACCAAAUAAAAAUUCUCAAAAUACAUUGGUUUAUUGAACCAAUUUGCAAUACACAGUGAGGAACAAGGAGAAAGCAAUGAUAGAUUAACACUGUUAGUGUAACGUGCCAGUGGAGUGGAAAGAACGCAACACCUGAAUCCUGGGUUAUGUAAUGUUUUUAUGUCCUGACUCACAUUCUGUCACAUAAGCUUUCCCCUAAUAGUGGGGUUACAAAGAGGACCAGAGUGGCCGUUUGAGCCAGAUGACUUAAUCAGAUGAAAUGUGCCUGAGGCCAACGAUGUACACUUGCUCUAUAGAAGGGUCUCAGGGGCAGGUACACUUGACCACAGCAAUAGCUUGCCUAUUAGUCUGCUGAGCAGUCAUGAAUUUUAUUGUAUUUCUUGGGUAAGUACAGGCCAGAAUGAGUGUUGCCAGUGGGUAAUUGAAUCAGCUUCUCACACAUAUUGAGGGCUUUAUAUGUCUCAUGCAUACUUAGUGUAUCAUGAAUAUUUGGUAUCUUUGUGACUUUUCAUAUUUUUAGUGCUUCAUGAAUAUUUGGUAUCUCUUGCUCCUUUCUAUCUGUGGUCACACAUACAUGCUCUGUUAACUUUGCCUAAGAUGUCUCCUAAGUUACUAACUUACUUACCUAAAUGUAACAUAAUGAAUUCCAGCUUUCUCAUUUGUCCUAUACCAGAAUGGGAAAUUUCCCCAAAUCAGAAAAUCACAUCCUAACAGAGAAGUCUGUCUAAGGCAAUACAUCUCCUGUUGAACUUACAUCUUUCCACAGGACUUUCUGUUUUUAGGGAUGAGACUAUUCUCUGCUUCAUCAAGGAAAGAGCAAUGUUCAGGGUUGUAGGGAUGGCACGCUUAUUAGCUCUGCCUGUCUGAAAGGUUCCUGCAGGACAGUUUGGUCAGUGUUGCAAUUCUUAGUCCAUGGUCUAAUGCUUGAGUAUCUCUUCUUUCCCUUUCCUAUCUCAGGAAUCAGCUGAGAAUUCAUUCGAUUGUCGUGCCUCUAGCCCCUUACUGCGGUUUGUUGGUUACACUUUCAUUUGCUUUAAUUCUAGGAUCACCUGUUGACUCCUCAGUCUUCACCUAACUUUGGAAACUCUCUUUUGGAGCCUUCUCAUUUCCUGCUAAUUCCGUGCUGCCUGAGCCCUAGAAUUUUCUCACCAACGAAUUAUUCCAGGUAGAUCCUAAGUUGCUGGAUCUAGUUGAUAUUUAAACAAUAUCUAGUUGAUAUUUCUAAUUCAGUUGCAUCCAGAAACCAGUAUCUCUAAAAACAACCUCUCAUACCUUGUGGACCUAAUUAUCAUAUAUGUAUAUGUGUGUGAGUGUGUGUGUGUGUGUGUGCGUGCGUGCGCGCGUGCGUGUGCAUAUGUAUAUAGACAGACACAUCUUUUUUACUUUUGUAAAAGCUUAUGCCUCUUUGGUAUCUAUAUCUGUGAAAGUUUUAAUAAUCUGCCAUAAUAUCUUGGGGACCUUUGUCUUGUAUGUAAAUGGUACUAGAGAAAACACCUAUAUUAUGAGUCGAUCUAGUUGGUUUUAUUCGACAUGAGGAAAUUUCCAGAUAACAACACUAACAAACUCUCCCUUGACUAGGGGGACAAAGAAAAGCAAAAUUGACCGUAAAAAACAAUUACCUGGUGAGAAGUUGCAUAAACAGAAUUAGACAGUAUAUUGAAGACAGCAUCAUUAAACAGUUAUGUUGUUCUCCUUGCAAAAAACAUGUACUGACUUCCCACUGAGUAAUGCCAAGUUGUUUUUUUAUUAUAAAACUUGCCCUUAAUUACAUGUUUCAAAGUGGUUUGGUGGGCCAAGGUAUUGAAAUGAUGGAACUGACUGAUAAAGCUGUACAAAUAAGCAGUAUGCCUAACAAGCAACACAGUAAUGUUGACAUGCUUAAUUCACAAAUGCUAAUUUCAUUAUAAAUUGUUUUGCUAAAAUACACUUUGAAACUAUUUUUCUGUAUUCCGAGAGCUGAGAUCUAAGAUUUUAUGUAGUAUUAAGUGAAAAAAUAUGAAAAUAAUAAACAUUGAAGAAAAAAAUAA